GUGCACUGUUUCUCUCUAGAACCUCCCAUAAUCUUCCUACUCCCCUUUUAAAUUCCACAUAUUCUCCUCGCACAACACAUAGCAAAAACUAUCCAAAGCAAAACGUUCGACAAACACAAAAUCUCUCUUCAAAAAAGAAAUGGAUUUCAGGCUAAUGGGUUUGGAUUCUCCACUGUUCAACACUCUGCAUCACAUAAGGGACCUCACCGAUGAUACUACCGACAAGAAUCUAAACGCUCCAACAAGAACAUACGUUCGCGACGCAAGAGCAAUGGCUGCAACUCCAGCGGACGUGAAAGAGCAUCCAAAUUCAUACGUGUUUGUGGUGGACAUGCCUGGGUUGAAAUCUGGUGACAUAAAGGUUCAGGUGGAAGAUGAGAAUGUGCUAUUGAUAAGUGGCGAGAGGAAGAGAGAAGAAGAGAAAGAAGGUGUUAAAUAUUUGAAGAUGGAAAGAAGGGUUGGUAAGUUAAUGAGGAAAUUUGUGUUACCUGAGAAUGCGAAUAUUGAAGGUAUCUCUGCUAUUUAUCAAGAUGGUGUUCUUACUGUUACAGUUAAUAAAUUGCCUCCACCUGAACCUAAGAAACCAAAAACUAUUCAAGUUAAGGUUGCUUGAUCGGUGUUCGAUUUCAUGUUAACAAAUCAGAAGGAAUGUUUGUCUUUUUAGUUGGUUUUUGAAGCAAUGGUUUUGUGUGUUUUCAGAGUUGGCCCUAUAGGACAAUGAUCAUGCGAUGUAAUGUGUAAUGAAUUUUAGUUACUUGAUGUUUCUGCUCGUAA
Lathyrus oleraceus (garden pea) is the source of this 774-nucleotide messenger RNA. RefSeq names its product 17.1 kDa class II heat shock protein-like. Bases 140 to 613 code for a protein of 157 amino acids. The transcript has a single exon. Lineage: Eukaryota; Viridiplantae; Streptophyta; Magnoliopsida; Fabales; Fabaceae. The record is from RefSeq and is a predicted model, not a curated record.